Messenger RNA from Chondrus crispus (carragheen), 2953 nucleotides. RefSeq lists its product as hypothetical. NCBI's taxonomy places the organism in Eukaryota, Rhodophyta, Florideophyceae, Gigartinales, Gigartinaceae. The record is from RefSeq and is a predicted model, not a curated record. Bases 1 to 1443 code for a protein of 480 amino acids. The transcript has 2 exons. Gene Ontology annotation, molecular function: protein binding.
AUGGUGUACGGGCUCUGGUUCGAGGAGUUUUCGGGCGGUCUUUCCAUAUUGACGAGCAAAGCCCUGUGGAAGAGUGAACCUUCGCUGCUGUUUGGAACAGUCUCGUCACUGUCGUGGAGCCCCUGCCUGUCAUAUGGUCAGCUGCGCUUGGCGGUUGCUUCUGGGAACGCUGUAACGGUGUUGGAUUGGACUAAUGUCCUGCCUGAGACGACUGGUUUUAACCCGUGGGCCAUCCCAGAUGUUCACCAGAUCGCCGAUGCCCAUGAUGGUCUUGUCUCGUCCGUAGCGGUUGUGGUCGAUAAUUCGUUUCUGUCAUCGUCUCUAGAUGGAAAGAUUUGCAGGUGGGUCGUCGAGCAGUGGGACCAAGGCGAAGCGAAAGAACCUCUUCAUGUGGUGCAUUGCGGUAUCUUGCAUUCCGGUCCACCCUCGGAGCCCAUCAUGGCUAUGCAGAGGACUCCGCUGGGUUUCGGAGUUGCUGCCAUGACGACGGUGACUCGGUUUGGAAUCGAGGUGAACGACCACAACGAAGAUGCCAAGCGUAAGUACUGCGCAGGGGCACGGAGAUCUUUGUUGAGUAUGUACAUAAAACCCGCCUUGGAAGGGACGUCGGAAGCCGCGCAGCAGAUUCUGGGCAGCGUGGAAGCGCGCGCGACUACUCGGAGGUUUGUCGGUGAGGCUAUUGUCAUGUGGGAGGUUGAGUUAUUCUUGCAGCAAUUGCAGGGUGCCCAUGCAAGUAUCGUGCUCGCAGCCCUGCGUCAGAGGUUUCGCAAUAUGCUAGGGCACCUCAGAGGCAGAUCGAUACCGAACCUGUCUCAGGAAAGAUUCUAUCACUACGUGAGAGUAAUAGCAUGCCUUUCACGGGUCAUUAUUCGUGUGAGCGGAGCUGGUGAGGACGACGGCGGAUUGAUGACUCUGCAACAUGGAGAGAUUUCAAAGAAUGUGCGAUGUAUUCACUAUGACUCAUGCAUGGCUUCCUUUUUACAAAGCAAGACGCCUGUGAACGCUCUCAGUCUCGAUGAGAUUCGGGCCCUCGAGAGCAUGUGCCACUAUGUUGCGAAAUGCGAUCACGAAUUGUUCUGGGACGCAGCUGCAACCUUGGAACGAAUUCGCCUUGUGAGAGCGGCCCUUUUUCCGCGCAAGGCAUCGAUGCCUUUACCGUGCAUUGUUUGUGGACCGGACUCGGACGUAGCUCUUAAAUCAGAUGCACAGAACCCGAAUGUAUUUCGGUGCUCUAUGAACGAUUGCUUCGAGCGAUGCGUGCUGACCGCAUUGCCUUGCACUGAUGUCGUCCCCCGGGUUUGCUACGCUUGUGACAGUAAGGCGCUGGUGAAGGAUUUUGAUCCUUUUGAAGAGAGAGGAAAGGAGUUCCAAUGGAUUUCGAACGUGGGCAGGUGCCCGAUUUGUUUGUGUGUGUUGGUCCCAAGCAGUGUUGAGGCUCACUGAUGUGAAUUGGGUUAGAGCGCACUGCAAACGCAUUAAAAAUAGUCAUCUCCGUGAUUUGGAUGGAGCCAAAUUGCAGGCCACAACAGAUGCAGCUGUAACCCACUUGGGUGUAUAAGGUGCAGUUUCAGACUGUUUCCGAAGCGGUGAAAAAGAAUACAAGGGCUGGUCUCGAAAAAUGUUUGGAAAUGGAUGAAUCCAAAACACAAGAUUCGCGCUCGGGAAGAAGGAAGGACAGGAAAAUAGGGCACGUCUGUACGAUUUACAAUCUGUGCGUUCUACUCGCUUGGUUUUGCUCUGCCUAAAAAGUCUUCAAUUUCUUCCAGCAAUUCCUCUCUGCUAUCCUUAAAGAGCACGUAUCUCCACACAAACCAGGAAGUAUAACCGAGGCCGACCAACUCCAAGGCACCUGGCACGAUGGGAAGAGAAUCGACUGCAGAUACAAUGGCGCGCAAGAUGGUGAUCGUGACAAGCCCUCCAAGGGCGUAGCCGGCGAUUUUACCGUAGAAGAACGGGCGGGUUCCGACGUCCGAGACCACACCCAUGGCCUUCUCUUUCAAAGCUUCUGUAUCGAGCUCGUAGCCUGAAUCCAGGUCAUAGUCACUCGCUGAGGAAGAGUUCGCCGAUGACACAGGCUUUUCGGAAGAGGGGGGUGGCGUGGUGGACAUUCGCAUGGCGCGGUGGGAGAGCGCGCAUGUUUUUUGCGACCGCGUGCGAGUCACAGACAACAAAGGGGACGAGACAAAAGCCAUGUUUUUGUGAAGGGUUAGGGAUGUAGCAGAGUCGGGGAGAAAGGAGAGGGUAAAUGGAAAACGAACACAAAGAGGAGAACUGAAGAAAAGGAUGCACCAGGUGAAGGCACAGGCGACAGAGAGGGGAAGAACGGAAGUAAGGCAACCCUGAGCGAUAGAACGCGCGCUGAUUGGUUGUGAUUGCCCUGCGAAGGCGAACGAGGUCAUCUCAAGUGGGCGAGCGGCUGCCAUUGCUUCAUUGCAUAGUACACGUGGGCGCCAUUUUCUAUCUAUUUUGCUUCAAAAUGCUUUUUGCAACUGUGACGCUCUGCAACGGAGUAUCUCCCUCGCGCGGGAAUUUUCGGGCGACCAUCAACGUCGUCUGGGGUCCUGGAGAGUGGUCACUGAACAGCACUUUCCGUGUGCAGAUGGGCACGCCCUGGUUGGUAUAGGUGCCCGGGCUCCCCUCACACUAGAGUUGUGUCACGCUUGUUAUGACUUGCCCCGCCGCUCGACUUUUCUCCACGCAGGUCUGCUGCAGACUAGGGUUGGAUACGCAGUAGAUUCAAUGUCACUACCCCUUUUCACUUCUUUCACACUGGGACCGCGCACUUGACAGAGAUCGCGACAGGAUGCAUAGAUCUCGCUCAUGCAGGUCCUCACCUUCCUAAUUGACGUAUCCAGAGGACGCUCGCGUACUCGCUCUAGUCUUGUUUUUAACAAAACUCUGCAGAAUGCAAUCGGGUCGAGCGACUCAGUUAAAUUCUGCGUCCCCCAUCGCA